AUGCGAGUUUGGGUUAAAGCUAAGAAAUGGUGUAAAGGUAUUUCUUCCUCGGCGCCGCCCCAACUGGCCUGCACGUCUCGCUUCCUCGCGCCCCUCCUCUUACUUCCUGACGACGUCCUUUUCGUCUCCUCACGCCGUUCCUCUCUCGCCUCUGGACGCUCCGUUUCUUCUUCUCGCCUCCACUCACCCUUGCUCUUCUCUCCUCCUAUCGCCGUUCGUUUCGCUUCUCGACGUCCCUUCCUUUCGCCUUCCGAACUCCGUUUCUCGCAUCUCCCGACGCUGCUUCCUUUCGCCUCCGGACGCCCCUUCCUUGCAACCCACGACGCCCUUUUCUUCGGCCUCUCAUCGCCCUUCUUUGCCUCCGACGCCCCUUCCUUUCGCCUUCGACGCCCCUUCCUUUGGCCUCCGACGCCACGCCCCUUACAACCCACGACGCUCCUUCCUUUGGCCUUCAAGAUUGCGCCUCUCGAGUACCACGAUGACCUCCAGGACUGGCUUAACAAGCCGCGCCUCAUCGUCAGCCGGCGGGGGAGUGCCGCGAGCCCCAAGCAGCGUUUCCUGACGAAGAAGGGAGGUGUGAAAGGUAGCUUGGCCCGGAGUCAGUCCCUGCUGAGGAAGUUCCUAGCGAAGGGCGUCUCCUACCGGAACUGGCUGCUCUCCACAAGGGCUUCAUGGCUUCCUCCGUUGGUGCUGCCGAGGCUGCUCAAGAGACUCGCCGUGUGUGUUUUCAUCUUCAUCGUCAUCUGGGUCGUCCUCAACGGCUUCUUCCCCUCGAGCGCCGAUCUGGCUCAGAAAGAAUCCGUAGUCGUCGCCAGAGGCCUGUCUUCGGACGACGCCCUCUUGAACUAUGACCUGGAAGAACUGCAAUCUCCUGAAGGUCGUUAUGACCUUUUUCGGAAGAUCUACGGUGGAGAACAGGCCGGAGGACUCCCCUACAGGCAGCUCUACAGGAGACCGCCUCCCGUGCAGGAACCUAUUCCUAUGAUGCCACUUGCUCUUCCAGAUGGCACUGCUCCGGAGGAAGUCAACGGCGUGCCUUCCGAUGACGUCGUCUUGAAGUACGGGGACGAGGCCAUGAAGACGAUCGACGGAAGGUACAGCCUCUUCAAGAAGAUUUACGGAGGGAGCGCACGCAGGACCGGCUGGUUCCUCAACGCCAAGGUCUACGGGGACCAGCCAGCCCAUUUCGGCUUGCCAGGGCAGCCUGUUGGCGUUCAGGGACAGCCUAUUGGCGUUCCAGCACAGCCUGUUGGCGUUCCGGGACAGCCUGUUGGCGUUCCAGCACAACCUGUUCCAGUUCGGUACCCUGGACAAAAUAUAGGCUUGCAAGGGCAGCUUCCUGGUCAGCCCGCUGUGGUUCCCGGUGGCGCCCCAGCUCAGCCAGCAGUCUUGCCGGUCCAGCCAGGAAUUCCUCCAGGUCAACCGGCAGGUCAACCCGUUCAAGUUCCAGGAAACCAAGCUCUCGGGGCACCAGGUCAGCCUCCGGGUCAGGCUGCAGGGGUGCCAGGUCAGGCUGCAGGGGUGCCAGGUCAGGUCGCAGGGGCACCAGCUCAGCCCAGAGAUCCGACGAAUGAAAACGGCGGCUUAGGCGAGAACCCUUUCAACAAAGUCCCUGAAGGAGGAGCCGCCCAGCCCGCAGAAGACAACCAAGGGGAGGCGGCCACUGAGGAUGUUGUGCCCUCGAGCAGAAACGUCACCAUGCCCGAAACCCGCUUGGUGAUCUUCAGCGCCGUGCCCAAGUGCGGCUCUGCUACCACGGCCAAGCUCUUCAAAACCUUGAGUUCCAUGAAUCGUUUCACGGCGAUGGUGCCCCAGAUACGUAUCCAACCGCGACUGGCAGAACAGCAGCGCGAGGUCCUGCUGAAGAACCUUAUGACUCAUGCCCUGAAGGUACCCGUGGCCUACGUCAGACACCUCUUCUACAUGGAUAAUAUUAAACUGGGAUUCCCGCAAGUAUCCUGGGUGGCCAUAGUGAGAGACCCAGUGGAACGCCUCAUCAGCCAGUUCUAUUACGUUAGGAUCGAAUCUCGCUACGAUGCUGUCAAGCUUCUUGAAGGAAGAAAACCGUCUCAGGAAUUCUUCAACAUGACUCUUGAUGAAUGUGUUCCGGCCAAGGACACGAGAUGUUGGUAUCGCAAAGGGACUCACCAGAUGCUGCAGCUCUCCUUCUUCUGCGGACAAGAGACUUUUUGUCAACUCGUAGGUGACCGGAAGGCGCUGCAGUUGGCCAAGUACCACGCAGAAACUCGGUACAGCGCCGUGGGAUUACUGGAGGAGUUACCCCUCUCGUACAAGGUGUUCCAGCACUAUCUCCCCUUGUUCUUCGGGAAGGCCACCACGAUCGAGGAGGGGACCGGUAAUAUGCGAUUAAACGGUCAAGACGAUAAGCCAACUGUCUCUGAGAGAACGAAGAACAUGAUGAGGUCCUACUUGAAGGAGGACUUGGAAUUCUACCAGUUCCUCAAGCAGCGACUAUAUCUACAAGCUGAAGCGAUAUCAAAACAGCAAUAGUUAUUAUCAUUAUUAUAUUUUUUCUUAUUUUAGAUUUUAGCCUCUUUUGUGUAGAUAUGGUUCCAUUUUUUUGUUUAUAUAAAUGACGAGACUGCAAGUAUGCC
Messenger RNA from Penaeus vannamei (Pacific white shrimp), 2615 nucleotides. NCBI's taxonomy places the organism in Eukaryota, Metazoa, Arthropoda, Malacostraca, Decapoda, Penaeidae. The record is from RefSeq and is a predicted model, not a curated record.